AUGAAUUUUGAUGAUACUGAAAUACCUUUCAUAUUCAAAAUAGAUGGGAGUAAUUAAUAUUUUAGAAAGAUUUUUGAUGAGAAAAUAAAUGCUGAAUUAACUUUAACAUUCAAAAUAGCAAGAAGUAAUUAAUAUUUUAGAAUGAUUUUCGAGGAAAAAAUAAAUGCUGAAUUAACUUUCGUUUUCAUAAUAGGAAGAAGUAAUGAAUAUUUUAUAAUGGUUUUUGAUGAGAAAAUAAAUGCUGAAAUAACUUUAGUAUUCAAAAUAGCAUGGAGUAAUUAAUAUUCUAGAAUAAUUUUUGAAGAUAAAAUAAAUACUGAAAUAACUUUUAUAUUCAAAAUAGGAAGUAAUUAAUAUUUCUGA
Messenger RNA from Tetrahymena thermophila SB210, 363 nucleotides. Its product is annotated as kinase domain protein. NCBI's taxonomy places the organism in Eukaryota, Ciliophora, Oligohymenophorea, Hymenostomatida, Tetrahymenidae. The transcript is spliced from 5 exons. The record is from RefSeq and is a predicted model, not a curated record.